Molecule: messenger RNA, 1546 nt
Organism: Trichobilharzia regenti
Lineage: Eukaryota; Metazoa; Platyhelminthes; Trematoda; Strigeidida; Schistosomatidae
Source: the annotation of a GenBank genome assembly
AUUGGAAACAAUUCCUAAGCACACUAAUAGUUGGACCUUUGUAGGUGUUUCAUGUUUCACCUUAAGUUGUGAAUGCUGCAGAUGUAUGGGAAUGGUUGCACUAGUGAAUAUUGUGAGACUGUUUAGCAAACCGGGGCUUCGAGCAGUGACCUGCAAGUGAAACAAACAAUGACAAACUAUGAGAAAAAAUUUUAUAUGAGCAGAUGCACAUGCAAAUAGUCUUGUUUGCACUAAUUGACAGACAGUAUAUGAUAUAAAAAAACUCGUGACUUUGCAAAAUGAAUUAUAUGCCUUCUAAAGUUGGAUACAGUUUCAAUAAAGCAGAUUUGGUCAGCAGCCUAAUUUACUACCGGAUUUCGAAGUUUGUUAGUCUAGUUCGUCAGUAAGUGCGACAAUAUCUUUCAUUUUCUGCUAACCUUUAUAUAGGUUUAUUGGUAAUUACAAUAUUUCAUUUACCACAGACUUGUCACAUGUGGUAACGUUUUUUAGUCUUUAACACUUGGUUUCUUUGAUGUUAGCGAGUUUUCUCCUAAUUUCACCAUAGGGUUUUCGGUUCAUUCCUCAUCAGCAUCGCAAAAAAAUAUAUUCAGAUAUUACAAUACACUGACUGGACACACUAAGGAUGUUUCAUGUAACGGAAGUAUUACAGAAGGUUUUGAAACAAACAUAUUUGGUGUAAACUCUUGGGUUUUAUACGAGCAUUCAACUACUAAUAAAUGUUCUCUGUGUGAAUUGCCAUAUCCGCAUAAGCAAAUAUGUGUUCUUUUCUCUUAUUGUAGUUGUGAACGCUAUUUGCAAUGUUGGACGAUUCAGAAACUUACAAAUUGUGGCGUAUCCGUAAAACCAUUCUUAAGAUGUGCAAAGACAGGGGUUACCUUGUGAUGCCGAAAGAAUUAGAGCAGACACUUGAAGACUUUAAAGCAACGGUUGGUGACCCUCCAACUAGAAAAGAUCUCCUCAUGGUUGUUAAUCAUGAAGAAGAUCCUGCUGAUAUGCUGUAUGUAUUCUUUCCCGAAGAAGAAAAGGUUAAUAUGAAGACUGUUCGAGCGUACUUAAAUCAAAUGCAGCAAGACAGUACUUAUCGAGCUAUUUUGGUCCUUCAGGAGAGAGGCCUCACACCUUCCGCAAAAACAGCUAUUGCUGAACUUUCUUGCAAGUACACUUUAGAGUGUUUUUUUGAAAACGAACUCAUGGUUAAUAUAACGGAACACCAGCUGGUUCCUCAACACAAUGUCCUUACUCAAGAAGAGAAAAAGGAAUUGCUUGAAAGAUAUCGGUUAAAAGAAAGUCAGCUUCCAAAAAUGCAGGCAAGCGAUCCUGUUGCCCGAUAUUAUGGUCUGAGAAGAGGUCAAGUUGUACGCAUCACACGACCAUCAGAAACAGCUGGACGAUAUAUUACUUAUAGAAUAGUUUUAUGAAUAUUUUGUGCAAACUGUAACUUUUUUUAUCAAGAAUGUCAUUACGCUGUAUCAUACCACACAUUUUGACUUGUAAAUUUUCUUGAGUCAAAUCGAUUCAGGAUGGUCAAUAAAUGCUUAUUAAUACA